This is a messenger RNA of Cyclopterus lumpus (lumpfish), 7502 nucleotides long. RefSeq names its product glutamate receptor interacting protein 2b (gene grip2b). NCBI's taxonomy places the organism in Eukaryota, Metazoa, Chordata, Actinopteri, Perciformes, Cyclopteridae. Gene Ontology annotation, biological process: neurotransmitter receptor transport, endosome to postsynaptic membrane. The record is from RefSeq and is a predicted model, not a curated record. The coding region runs from base 4 to 3618 and encodes 1204 amino acids. The transcript is spliced from 25 exons. Gene Ontology annotation, molecular function: protein binding.
UCCAUGAGGAGACACUCUACCCGUCCACUGUGGAUCCGCUGUGGGGGGAAAAUGCUUUUUCUUCAGGCCAUAUUGAAACGGAGGCUGCUGCUGCAGAAAGAUGACGGCCCGUAUGGAAAAACCAAGGACAUCUCUGGACCAGAGCAGACCAUGGCCUCCAGAAGACACAGUAUACCAGAAGCUCUGCGGGGGGUGACCCUGGUGGAGCUGGUGAAGAAGGAAGGCAGCACGCUGGGCCUCACCAUCUCAGGAGGAACCGACAAGGACGGGAAACCGCGGGUAUCGAACCUGCGGCCCGGAGGACUGGCGGCCAGGAGCGACCAGCUCAACGUCGGCGACUACAUCAAGUCGGUGAACGGCAUCAAUCUCACCAAGCUGCGGCACGAGGAGAUCAUCAGCUUACUGAAGAACGUGGGCGAGAGGGUCCUGCUGGAGGUGGAGUACGAGCUGCCCCCUACAGCUCCAGACAGCACGUCGGGGGUGAUAUCGAAGACCAUCGACAUGUGUCUGCACAAAGAGGGGAGCAGCUUUGGAUUCGUCAUGAGAGGCGGUACCCACGAGGACUGGCACAAAGCACGCCCCCUAGUGGUCACCUACAUCAGGCCAGGAGGUCCUGCAGACAGAGAGGGCACGCUGCGUCCCGGUGAUCGUCUCCUCAGCGUGGACGGCGUGCCGCUGCACAACGCCAACCACGGCGACGCCCUCAGCGUGUUGGCUCAGUGCGGCCAGGAAGCCCUGUUCCAGAUAGAAUAUGACAUCACCAUCAUGGACACGGUGACGAACGCCUCCGGUCCGCUGUUGGUGGAAAUCGCCAAGUCGCCGGGGGCAACGCUGGGUAUCACACUGACGUCGGCCAAUCACAGAAACAAGCAGGUCAUCGUAAUCGACCGCGUUAAACCUGGCAGUGUGGUGGACAGGUGUGGAGCGCUGCACGCCGGGGAUCACCUGCUGUCCAUCGACGGCACGUCCACGGAGCACUGCACCGUCCUGGAGGCCACGCAGCUGCUGGCGAGCACCACGGAGCUGGUGAAGCUGGAGAUGCUCCCCUCGCAUCGGACCAGGCUGGCCGGGAAGCUGCACGACACGGUGAAGGUCCAGAAGUCGGACCACCCCCACUCCUGGGACCCCUGUGUGAACUACUGCCACCCGUCAAACUCCACCCUCUGCAACACGAGCUCCACCCUCAACAAGUCGUGGACCGCCUCCAACAACAACACCAUCAACAGCCUCGACUACUGCAAGACUCUGGUGUCUGCCAGCUUCUCCCCCGGCUCCACCACCACCUCGGGCCCCAGUAGCCAGAGCUCCAGCACGCUGCCCCGGACUACGGUUCCCAUGAGUCCACGCAACUCGCUGCUCAAGCGACGGCAGAGGAAGAAGGAGCACAAAAGCUCGCUGUCCCUGGCCUCCAGCUCCGUGGGCCCCGGCGGUCAGGUGGUUCACGUGGAGACCAGCGAGGUGGUCCUGAUGGGCGACCCCCUCAACGGCUUCGGCGUCCAGCUGCAGGGGGGAAUAUUCGCCACGGAGACGCUGUCGGCGCCGCCGCUCAUCCGGUUCAUAGAGCCCGACAGCUCCGCAGAGAGGUGCGGCCUGCUGCAGGUCGGAGACCGCCUCCUGUCAAUCAACGGGAUCCCCACGGAGGACGGGACCCUGGAGGAGGCCAAUCAGCUGCUCCGGGACGCGGCGCUGACCAACAAGGUGUCGCUGGAGGUGGAGUUCGACGUGGCAGAGUCGGUGGUGCCCAGUAGUGGUACAUUCCACGUCAAACUGCCCAAGAAAAGAGGGGUGGAGCUGGGGCUCACCAUCAGUGCCAGUAAGAAGCCAGGAGAGCCUCUCAUCAUCUCAGACAUCAAGAAAGGCAGCAUGGCCCACAGAACAGGGACCCUGGAGCCCGGGGACAAGCUCCUGGCCAUAGACAACCUCCGUCUGGAGAGCUGCUCCAGAGAGGAGGCGGAGCAGCUCCUGCAUCAGUGCGAGGAGCUCGUGAAGCUGAAGAUCCGCAAAGAUGAAGACAACUCGGACGAGCAGGAGACGUCGGGCAGCAUCAUCUACACGGUGGAGCUGAAGCGGUACGGAGGCCCUCUGGGCAUCACCAUCUCAGGCACCGAGGAGCCCUUUGACCCCAUCACCAUAUCCGGCCUGACCAAGAGAGGCCUGGCUGAGAGGACGGGGGCCAUCCACGUGGGGGAUCGGAUCCUGGCCAUCAACAGCGUCAGCCUGAAGGGGAAACCGCUCAGCGAAGCCAUCCACCUGCUGCAGAUGGCCGGAGAGACGGUGACCCUGAAGAUCAAGAAGCAGCUGGACGAGGACAGCAAGGCGCUGGAGGCCGAGGACACGACGGAGAACGAGCUGAGCGACCCCGAGGAGGAGGACGACCUGACGGACAGCCAGCAGACCAACAAGCUGUCGGAGCUUUACUCCACCACCAUCCCCAGCGUGGACUCGGCCAUGGAGUCGUGGGACGGCUCGGGGCUGGACGCCGGCUACGGCAGCCAGGGUACCUACAACCACCAGGCGGCCGGCAUCGCCCUCCACCCACACGAGUGGCGGAGCGCCAAGCAGCAGCAGCAGCAGCAGCAGCAGCAGCAGCAGCAGCAGCAGCAGCAGCAGCAGCGCGGCGCCACGCCCCCUCCUGGACGCCGGAAGAACUACCCCUUCAGUGACGGAGGCUUCAGCGAGGACGACUGGGACAAACCGCCCGGAUUUAUUGGCCAACAACCGGACGGUAUUCUUCUGGAUCCAGAUGACAGCUUCUGGUGUCAGGCGCUGGAGGAUCUGGAGACCUGCGGCCAAUCAGAACUACUGCGAGAGAUCGAGGCCUCCAUCAUGACAGGAACAGCCAUCAGUCUGGGCGUGGACGGUGUCAACAAGCCUCCAGCCGAGCAGAGUCACAGCAGGAUGAGCCCGUUGCGGAGGAAUUCUCUUCUGCACCAGGGAAACCUGCUCCACCAGGGGGCCCACCUGCACCAGGGCCCCCACCUGCACCAGGGGGCCCACCUGCACCAGGGAGCCCACCUGCACGAGGAGGCUCACUUGCACGAAGAGGCCCAACUCCACCAAGAUGUCCACCUGCUCCAGGAGGCCCAUUACAACCACAAGGCCCACCUGCUCCACGAGGCCCACCUGCUCCACGAGGCCCACCUGCACCACGGGGCCCACAUCCACCAAGACGGCCAAUCCCCUCUCCUGCACCACGAGCCCAAGACGAAGGCCUCGCUGAGGGUGUCGGAGAGGACGUGGGAGUCUCGUCGGAUCAAAGAGGAGAUGCAGGGGAUCCUGUCCCCGACGCCUCUGGAGCUGCACAAAGUGACGGUGGUGAAGGACCCCGAGAUCGACGACUUUGGCUUCAGCGUGUCGGACGGCUUCUUGGAGAAAGGAGUGUACGUCAACAUGAUCCGACCGGACGGGCCCGCCGACCGAGCCGGGCUGCGCCCCUACGACAGGAUCCUGCAGGUGAACCACGUGAGGACGAGGGACUUCGACUGCUGCUUGGCGGUGCCGCUGAUCACGGAGGCCGGGGACCGGCUGGAGCUCGUCAUCAGCCGCAACCCGCUGGCCGACGACGACGACGACACAGAGGACAAUAACAACACUUUAGACCACCCGUUAGACCUGUAACACACACACACACACACACACACACACACACACACACUUCUCCUGAAGCCCGGCCGGGACCCCGGAAGUGGUUCCAACAUAAACCGCUUAGUUGGCGCUUUAACCGUUAGCCGAUGACUAAAUGCUGUUUUCACUGAAAACAAAUGGCUAAAAAAAACUGCAAAUGGCUAAAAAAAAACAUGUCGUGCCGCUGGUUUCUAGACACUUCUGGAACUUAAUACACAAUAUUGUAAAUGAUUAAAAAAAGAAACUGCCUUCCUUUGUUUUUAGAAAGGCCGUUGCCACUUACAAGAACACGAGUUGCCAGAUUGCCGGUCCAGACAGGUGUAGCCGUUAGCUUAUACCAUGUUGCUGCUAAGAAUGCGUAAAUACAAUUACAGUUUAGCUUUCUUUUUUCUCCCAGCUGUUGCAUGGAAGUGGACGCGUCAGCACAAUAAUACGGCGUGAAGCAAAACGUAAAAAAUAUAAACGCGUGAACUUCAACUUUCAGUCCAAAACGCGAGAAGAAAAAAAAGAGAAAGAAAGAAGUGACUCGCUUUUACGCUUCGGACGUAAACCCGACACAAACACACACACACACACACACACACUCGUGAGCUUUUAUUGCUUCAACACACUUGUUGCCACACAGACAACUUUGUUGCCAACAGAAGAACAUUUACCUGCAACUUUUAAUUUAUUUUGCCAGCUGCUUGUGGAUUUAAAGUAGCAGAGCUCGUGAUCCGCGUCGACCUUCACAAUAAUCAGAAAUAACCUCUAUAUACGCCAUUAAAGGUGCCGUGUGCAGCACUUAUUAUGAUCAAGGACGCCGUGAACAAACGAGGUGAAGUCACAGGAAGAACUGUAUUUAAUAAUUGCUUUAUGACACAAAACAAUGUGGAUUUAUUUAUCCCCAAAAAAGGGAUUCUCUUCACAGUGGAGGUCCGGACACAAGUAUAAUUCCCACUGGUCUGCAUCAGGCGGUCGAUCCCCCGAGACCGGCGCUGACAAUAAUCCACGACUUCGGAGAAGAUGACGUUAUUUUUCACGGUUCACAUUUUCGUGGAUUGAAAAAAAAAUACACGAGCGUUGCCGAGCAUGUUUAUUUGAGCCUGUUCUCACGCUUUUGUCCCAACCCUCGGCGUACGACGUCGAACGCACAACGCUUUCUAGUAACCACGACGUAUUAUUUAUCGUGAGAUGAGUCCAAAGACGCGGACGGGUCAAACAAAACACCAGUUCUACCGUCUUAAAAGUCUCGUUUUGUUUUAUUAAUGUCACGUUGCUUUAUUUAGUUAACGUGUUAACGGGAUGUCGUCGCCUCGGCAUUAACCAACGACCCGCCAUAGUGGACUCUAUUGGCACAAAAUGGAAUAUGAUAUUAAAAAGUAUGUUUUUCACCUGACGAGAAGACUUAAAAAACGAGAGGUUUGUGUCGACAUGCGGAGCGUCGGGGAAGGCCGCUACGUUGCUUCUACGGUAGCCCAGAAGGGACAAUUUGAUUCCCACCUGAGACGUGGAGGAGCUCCAUCUGUCCUCGAACCUCUCGUUUCAGGACUCGUCUUCAGCGCACACACCUUUUCUUUCUUUUCUUUUUCAAACUGAGUGUGAGAAACCGGAGAGGGUUUAUGGGUAAGAAGGACACAUUGUGUAUAAAUGUAUUCCCGUAGACGCCACGCGUGAGAAUGUGUGUGUGUGUGAAACGAGAGGAGACAGAGAAUAGCCUUUGUCCUCCGAAGGAUUGGAAACAUUUUCUUUUUCGACAGGAACAAUCACAACCUCUGUUCUCUCUCUCUGUUUUUAUGUCUCCCACUCUUUCCUCACAUUGUUACAUAAUAGUUAGAAUCCAGCUGCCCCCAUUGAGUGUGUGUGUGUGUGUGUGUGUGUGAGUGUAAUAUAAUGUGGGAGACUGCAUGACUGUAUUGGUAUGUGGGUCUGGGUGGUAGGGUGGUGGGGGGGGUUCUGUGUGCACUACAUGUAUAUACAUGUGUUUUUACAUGUACGUAUCCAAGGAUGUCAGUUUUUCUUUUAUUCUUUGAAGCGUGUGUGUGUGUGUGUGUGUGUGUUGGCCAGGUGGUGUACAUUUCAUUGUACAGUGGUGAUAUUCUUUCAGAGCUGUGGGCCGUUACCAAACCCUGAUGGAAGGCAUCAUAAAUGACAACAAACAAAAGGCACAUUUACAUCUCUACACACACUUACUGCACACACACACAAGAAGAAGAAGCACACUGUUGAAUACCAUGCACUGUAAGUAUCUUCAUGUACGGCGGGACGGACCCGUCUGGGUGUUUUUUACGCAACUGUGAAGUGGCCAAAAGAAAACGUUUUUUUGUAAAGGUACGAGAAAAAAAGAAGACAAAAUGCUGAGAAAAGCCUUCCAAAUUGUUCUGUUGGUUUUUAUGUGUGUGUGUGUGUGUGUGUGUGUGUGUGGUCAUCCAUACUCCCUAUGCAUUUCUGGGUCAAAGGUCAGUUUAAAGCCCAAUCCGGAAUUGUAACAAGAGUGAAGUUUACAAGAAAAAUAUUAAAACGUCUUCACAGUUGCACAACGUAAUAAACAUUUUGAGUUACUGUGUCGCAUUUAGGUGGAUUUAUUGAAAUAGAGUAUCAAAAUAAUAAGUUUGUUUUCUUUAGCGUAUCGACAGCUGAGAAUAACAAUCGUUUUUGUCACCUUUGAGUUUUUAUCUCCGUACAUUUUUAAGUGGAAUUUUUUUUUAAUUCCAUAACGUUUCAUUUCUGAGCCAAGACCGGAUCGAUAAUCCAAUCAUUUGAAAUUAACAUUACAAUUUAUUUUUUAUCACUAAUCUAUGGGAUUUUGGGGGAAUUCAGAUUUUUGCGGAGGCUACACUUGUCUGUUGUCACUAUUGUCUGAUAUUUCCCAUCAUGGUUUUUAAUGAUUAAUGGAUAGGGCCGGGAUAACGGUUCACUAGCUACCUACAGUGUCUUGGUCAGCUAGCCGUUAGCUUAGCUUGACAUUCAGAUACAGUCCCCCUUAAAUUACAAUAGCACUUAGUCAGCUAACCACUAGCUUAGCUUGACAUCCAGAUACAGUCCCCUUUAUAUCUCAACUCGUACUUAGUCAGCUAACCAUUAGCUUAGCUUGACAUCCAGAUGCAGUCUUCCUUAUAUUACAAAUAUAGCACAUGGUCAGCUAGCCAUUAGCAAAGCUUGACAUCCAGAUACAGUCCCCCCUAUAUUUCAACUAGAGCACUUAGUCAGCUAGCCAUUAGCUUUCUGCAAAGGAAAUUGUAGUUAACUCGCUAUUCAUAGCAUUUGUUCAGCUAGCCAAUAGCAUUCUGCCUACGGACAACUAUAGUUAGUUAGCCAACCGUAAUGAGUGUUAUGCCAUUACUUGUAACAUAACCUAAAUACAAACUUCUUUUCUGGACAUUCGGCCAACUGUGGCUUUGACGCUACGAAAAGGGAAAUAAUAUAUUUUUGCACGAUAUCCAAAGUCACAAUCUUUUGCAUCACUUUUCUAAAGAAUCCCACCAGAAAGUUUCUCAAAGAAGUGAUUUGAUUCAUUGGAGCCUGUAACAUUCAUGUUAGUUUUAUGACUUUAAUUAAACAUUUAAUUAUUUUAAAAAAUAAAGAAAACGUGUUGACAAGUGGUAUUGCAGCUUAUUGCGAUUCCGGAUUGGGCCGUUAACAAUGUAUGCGUUGAUAUUGUGUAUUUUUUUCAAAUUGUGUAAAGUUCUAUUCUAUGUAAUAUAGUAUUUUUCUAUGACAAUAUUACUCUUCUGAAACAUGGGAGAAAAUACAAAACAAACAAAUUAUCAGAGGGGAAAUAAAAUGUAUAACUUUGUUGUUGUUGUCAUUUUUUUGUUUGUUUUCGUUUUCUAUGAAACCAAGAGUGUACUGCUAUACUUCUCUUUUUGAGAAGAACGUGAGACAAGAUCAGAAGCAAG